Messenger RNA from Moneuplotes crassus, 1347 nucleotides. NCBI's taxonomy places the organism in Eukaryota, Ciliophora, Spirotrichea, Euplotida, Euplotidae. The record is from the annotation of a GenBank genome assembly.
AUGAGUAAUGAAUACAGUGAUGCUGAUUAUAUUGGAUUUAGAAUAGAAAUCCCAAAGACUGCUGAACUUGGACCAAAAAAGAACUCUUGCCACAGAGAAAGCUCCUAUAAACCAGUUUAUAUGAAGAAUGUAGGUAUUUCUACACAUAAAAUGGAUCUGGAGUUUACUCCUGAAAAGAAGGGAAUCAAUAAUACUAAAUUAUAAGCAGAAGAACAAGGUCAAUAAACCCCAAACAAAAGCAGGACAGAUGUCUGGCAUGGAGUAUUGAGAAAAGAGUGAAAUACAAUAAACUCAGUGUUACCAACAAUAAUUUCUAUCAAAAAGAAAAUCCAAGAAUUAGCAGAAAGGAGAAGGAAAGAAAAGGGAGUGUGGGGAUUAACUGAUUUCUCCAUGAAACUAUUGAUAGAAAUAAGUUACCCAAUCAAGACAGUGAAAAUGAUGAAACGAUCGUGGCCUUAGAUGAGACUAGAGAGACACCUAAGCACACUCAUAUCAUUUGAACAAAUAUCAAGACGAUUUCUAAGCGUUCCCCCGCUUCAAGCUGUGAAAGAGAAUCAAGAGAGAAGUCCAUGAGCAGGAUUGCUGCUUAUGAUGUAAAAUUCUUGCAACCGAAACCGAAAAAGAAGUUAAAGGAACCUAGGGAUUUCCAGGGAACCAAACUACCGAAAUACGGGAAUAACCUGAGCCUCAAGAUCUUAAGAGAUACUAUCAAUAGAAAAUAAGAAGCUUCAAUAUUUGGAGAAUAAAGUCAGUGGGAUCUUGAAUAAAGAAAAGCCUCCAGUUUUACCAAGCAUGAAAGGGAGCAUUAGUAUUUCUCCUGGGAAAUCAAGCAUUGGGAAAAAGACUUGCUAUAAACUCAUUGUUCCUGAGCCAGAUUUGCUCAAGCAUAAGGAGUUACGAAGGAAGAGUAAAGAGAAGAACCUAAGUAGUAUUCUUCCCCGACCAGAUAUAAAAUCAAAUUGCAAAUUUAUAACCUCUCGGACUCUCUAUAACAGGAGCAUCUCUGUUAGGAGUUCAGAUAAAUUUGGCAAGAACCAGGACAUUGACUUUAAGAGUUUCAUGAACAUGUUCAGAGGGGCCAAGAACAAAUCCUAUAUGCAGAGAAAACUAGGAUUGACACAAACAAGACAUAAGACUCCUAAUAGUUAUGCAAAUACUAUUCUAAACAAGAGUAAAGCCCAUCACAAGUCUAUAAAGAUCUAUGGAAUCAAUCCUUCAGAGGCAGGGCAAGUGGACAAGAGCAUUCAAGGUACUAUUUACAAGUCCACACCUAGGGGUGCAUGGCAAAGAAGAAAGGACUCUAGCUAUGGGAUUGACUCCCCCGCCGAUAAAUUGAGGUAAUCAAGC